Messenger RNA from Medicago truncatula (barrel medic), 2137 nucleotides. Its product is annotated as transcription factor E2FA. Gene Ontology annotation, molecular function: protein dimerization activity; DNA-binding transcription factor activity, RNA polymerase II-specific; RNA polymerase II cis-regulatory region sequence-specific DNA binding. Bases 191 to 1585 code for a protein of 464 amino acids. The record is from RefSeq and is a predicted model, not a curated record. Gene Ontology annotation, biological process: regulation of transcription by RNA polymerase II. NCBI's taxonomy places the organism in Eukaryota, Viridiplantae, Streptophyta, Magnoliopsida, Fabales, Fabaceae. Gene Ontology annotation, cellular component: RNA polymerase II transcription regulator complex. The transcript is spliced from 14 exons.
UUAUUAAGUUUCUUCCCUCCACAUCUAUCCGAAACAAAAUUCCCUCCCUUCUUCCCUCCUUCAUUCUCUUCUCUCUUCUCUCUUCUCUCUCUAAACCCCACUUUCUCUCUCUAAAACCCUACUUCCCCCCCAAUUUCUCUCCGAUCAUUUUCCAUUUCCGUUUCCACUCCGAUUCUCCGCCGUGACCGUAAUGUCCGCUAACGCUGGACCUUCCGACCGUGGCUCGCCGAUGCCGACCGGAGCACAGAUUCGGCCGCCUUUGAAGCGUCAUCUGGCGUUUGUUUCGACCAAGCCACCGUUUGCACCGACUGAUGAGUAUCAUACUUUCGCUGCUGUUGAUUCUAGGAAAGUCGCCGAUCAUGUCAAUGAAGCCGUUAUUGUUAGAUCUCCGGUCAUAAAGCGGAAGAAUGGAAUGAAUGAAAGUGAAGGAGACUCGCAAAAGUCAAGUAACAGCCCUGGAUACAAUGCAAUGAACAGCCCCUUUAAAACUCCUUUGUCUGCAAAAGGGGGAAGGGCAAACAAGUCAAGGGCAUCCAAAGAAGGCAAAUCAUGUCCUCCAACACCUAUCUCAAAUGCUGGUUCCCCUUCCCCGCUUACUCCUGCUGGUAGCUGUCGUUAUGACAGUUCCUUAGGUCUCUUGACAAAAAAGUUCAUCCAUUUGCUCAAGCGUGCUGAGGAUGGUAUUCUUGACUUAAAUAAGGCAGCAGAAACUUUGCAGGUGCAAAAGAGGAGGAUAUAUGACAUAACUAAUGUUUUGGAAGGCAUUGGUCUCAUCGAAAAGAAUAUCAAGAACAGAAUAUAUUGGAAAGGAAUUGAAUCUUCUACGCCUGGUAAUGUGGAUGGUGAUAUCUCUUUGCUUAAGUCGGAAGUUGAUAACCUUUCUCUGGAAGAGCAGAGACUAGAUGAUCAGAUAAGGGAAAUGCAAGAAAGACUGAGAGGUUUGAGCGAAGAUGAAAACAACCAGAAGUUCCUUUUUGUGACUGAGGAAGAUAUUAAGGGCCUACCUUGCUUCCAGCAGAAUGAAACUUUGAUAGCAAUCAAAGCUCCGCAUGGAACCACCUUGGAAGUUCCUGAUCCUGAGGAAGCCGUUGACGAACUACAGCGGAGAUAUAGAAUCAUUCUAAGGAGCACAAUGGGUCCAAUUGAUGUCUACCUUAUCAGUCAAUUUGAAGAGAAAUUUGAAGAGAUUAAUGGUGCUGAGCCCCCCGCAAGCUUCCCUCUUGCUUCAAGUUCAGAGUCUAAUGAGCAACAAGCGACAGAAAUGGUACCUGCUGAAUGCAGUGGAAAGGAACUUGAACCUCAAGCUCUGCUCUCUUCUCAGACAUACUCUGAUUUAAAUGUUUCGCAAGAGUUUGCUGGGGGAAUGAUGAAGAUUGUCCCUUCAGAUGCUGAUAAUGAUGCAGAUUAUUGGCUUCUAUCAGAUGCUGAAGUUAGCAUAACAGAUAUGUGGAGAACAGAUUCUAAUGUUGAUUGGAGUGGAGUGGACAUGCUUCAUCCUGACUUUGAAAUGCUCUCGAGGCCACAAACUCCAUCGCCGGGACUUGCAGAAGCACCAUCGACUGUAGCUAACCCUAAUCAGAGAUGAUUUUGACUUGUCCGUUAUCAUUAAGUUAGAAAGUAUGGUCAUCAUCCUCUGUAUUGAGGGGAAGCUACUUCAAUAGAGUAAUUGCUAGCUAGCCUUGUGAAUGUUGAGGGUGUUGUCAGGAGCUGUUGAGUUUCAAGCUGAGAGUUCUUACUACACUUCAAGUAAAUCACCGACUCUCUCUUAGGCUUAAACGAGUUAUAGUAGACGUAAGCUUGUGGAGAAUUUAGCUUAGAAGUUAGAGAAGUUGCGAUGAGUAUUAUUACAGAAAAUGUUGCUACUGCACGAAAUGCAAGGUAGGUAGACUCGACGAUCAGUAUAUGUAUCUGGACAAGUUAUUAGCCAUAUUUGAAGUGUGGCAUAGUGGGUCAUUUUUUAUUUUUUUUUCCUUUUUGAAAAGGAGAAGCUGCUAUGCAGAUGCUGACCCCAAACAACUUCAAGGGUGCACUGGAUAUUGUUAGGACAGGACUGCCUUAUUAUUCAAUUAUCAUUCAUGCUUGUAAACAUUUCAUAAACAAUCUGCUGAUAAAAUUAUGUCAUUAUUAUCCGGAACUA